Penaeus indicus is the source of this 2731-nucleotide messenger RNA. RefSeq names its product synergin gamma-like. Lineage: Eukaryota; Metazoa; Arthropoda; Malacostraca; Decapoda; Penaeidae. The record is from RefSeq and is a predicted model, not a curated record. Bases 41 to 1132 code for a protein of 363 amino acids. Gene Ontology annotation, cellular component: clathrin coat of trans-Golgi network vesicle. The transcript has 8 exons.
CCACUUUGAGGCAGACUUUGGGGUCUUUGCAUCAGCAUCAAUGCAGCCGACAGAUAAUUAUGCUGAUAUCCACGAAGCCAUGAAGCGGGUCGAAGCUGAGCAGAAGCUGAAGGAGGCCAGUAACUGGAGUGAUCCCUUUGGGGAAUUUGAAGAAGCUCCUGCCUCCAGAGGGAAAGCCAUGGCUGACUUUGGCUCAAAACCACUGCAGCUGAACGUAUGUACUGCCGACGAAGAAGACGAAGAUUUUGGUGACUUUAUGGGGCCUGAUGCAGGGAUUGGCGAUGUAGAAGGGCUCUCUGCCAACCAUUCCUUCCCACGACUUACCGAGGCCUUGGGAGAAACUCAGUCUGUUGCCAGUUUGGAGCUACCAGGCUUGGAGAUGACCGUUGGUCUCCAGUCCGAGUUUCCAGGGUCAGGGCAGUCACCUGAUUUGUUCUCUCAGGCAAGGAACGAGACUUGUGUGGAGGACCAACUGCGCAGCCUCACCCUGGACUCUGGGAUAGCUCAGGAUGUGAACUCGACCAGUAGUUCGAGGAACGCCCUCGGAAAUGGUGCCACGAGUCCCUCUGCUGCCACAAACAAUGUCCUGGACUCCUUUGGCAGUGGGCUGGUGGACAAGUAUAGCAUCAUAAGGGAGGAAGCAAGCAAGAACUCGUAUGACGAAGCACACACUGGGUCGUGGCAGCGGUGCCUGGAGGGAAGCAUAAGGCUCAUGGAGCAGGCAAGGGAAAUCCUUACCAACCUGUCUGACCCGAAGCUCAAAUCCCAGGUCUUGGCAACCAGUCAGAUGCAGGAUUAUUUAUCCAACCUUCAAGAGGUGUGGUUCGUGUGUGAGCGGAUUACCUCCUCCAGCCAACAGGUCACAACUAGCACAAAGGUAGACGAGCUACUGACCCAAGCCAAGAGUCUAUGGGAGGAGGUCAAGGGGUCGGUGGACGUCAGCAUACCCAAGAUGGAGGGCAGUGAGAAGGACAACCAGAUGAGCGAGAGCGAAGUGUGCGGGGUCUGCCUGUCGGGGGGUGGGAGCAAACUCACCUAUGGAGGCCACUCGUACCACCCCCCUUGUGCCAAUCUGUGGCUCAACUGCGUCGACCUCCUCCUCCCCUCGCUCACGCCCGUCACCUUGCUCUGAUUGGCCUCGGGUGGGAAGGAGGCAGGGGGCUAGCGUGGGAAUGAUGGGCCUGAAGUUUAUAUAGCGGUCAUUUUCUUUUCUUUCUGCUGUUUAUUUCCCGUGUGUUCAUUCUCUCUGGCUUGUCAAAUUUUGUUGGUUUCAAUUUUUUCCCCCUUCGUUUUAUAUUUCUUUUAUUUUUUUAAAUGCCUUUUGCUCUUCUUCAUUUUUUUUUUUAUCAUGAGGUCUACUUAUUUCACUUGUCUAUGUAUCUAUCUGUCUGUCUCUCCUUUAUUUAUUUUUGCUUUCUUCAUAGUCCAACGUACUUAAAGAUACAUGACAUUUCUACUUUUGCACGAACUGACAUGAACAAAAGCAUUAUUAUGCUUGCAUUUCUUGUGUUAAUUUUAUGAAAUAAUUUGUGCCGAGACGAAGAAACCAAAUAACCUAGGCAUUAAUAUGAUAAAAUGACUUAGGAAAAGCAGUGUAUUGUAGGUUUAUUUUGUGUACAUAUUUUAUGUAAGGACUCAACUUUGUCUAGUCUUGUAGAAUAACCACCCAUGUAUAUCUGGUAUCUAUGUCUGUUUCAUUAUAUAUAUAUAGAUUGGUAUAAAUAUCUGCUGUGUACUGUACAUGUAUGUAUGAUACUGUAUCAUUUUUUAAAGUGGGAAUAAGUGCCUGUUUGUGUACAUAAAAGUUACUGAUAUUCCUUCCCAGAGAGUUUGUUAGAGUAUAUGAAACAAUUGAACAUUCCAUUUGUGAACUAAACACUGUGAUCAUUUUUUUUUUUUUUUUCAACUUGUAUAAUUUAUCAUGUUUCACAAUGCACAGAAAUUUUAUGUAUCAGUCAUUUUUUUUCUCUCUCUUUUUUUUCAAACUUUGGAACCACUCCAAGGUGAUAUUGUAUGGCUGGCAUAUGAAAGAAAAAGAAUAUUUAAAAAAAGGAUUAUUUUUUUCCCCCCCAUAUUUUUUCAUAUAUUUAUAUAUACUUCUUUGUAAUGAAACUCUCUUGAUUUUUCUUUUACUCUUAUUUAAUGUAUAACUUACAAUAAAUUAUAUGAGAAAUGUACAACCAGUACAAAAUAUAUUAACUGUACACUAGUUCAAGCAACAAGAACAAUAAAAAAUAUAGAUCAUGUAGCACCUCUUCGGAAAUACUAACAACAUUUGGCAUGAGAACAGCAAUUUAGCCCUUAAAAAAAUUACAGAACUGGCAACCUCUUCCAUAAAGCCCUUAAAAAAAAAAAAAGAGAAAAAAUAAAGAGGAGCAAACUCGCUCCCUUUCUCUCACGCUGAAUAUUAAAAAGUUAGAGAAAUAAAGAUGAGAAAUAGACGCAGAGGAAGAAGAAGAAGAAGAAAAACACCAAAUUAUCUGUCAACAUGCAAAUUGCUCAUCUCACCAAAUGUUAUAUUAUAAGUAAAAGACACUUCAUAAUCGUCACCCUUUAUACAGACAUCGGAGGAAGAACUGAUUCACUCGGUUUAUAAUCUAAGGCUUGUUUACUAUCUGGAAAUUGUCUUUAAUAUUGCUUUUUCACAUGUGAUGCGAUACAUUGUUCUCGUCUGUGGUUCAAUUUGUAAAUGUUUGAUUUGUAUUUUCUAUUCGUAUGUUAAUCAUUAUUU